CUGGAUGUACAGUUCGCAGACGGCAUGUCCGCAAAGCAGCCCCCAGCUCCGCGAGGACGCAGCGGCGCGUGAACAUGCCCGCCCCGCCGUCGGGUAGAAAUAGCGCGCAUGUCCAGCGCGGGGCAUCGUCGCUAUAAGUAAGGAAGUAAAAUGGCGGACCUGGCAAACGAAGAAAAACCUGCCAUAGCUCCUCCAGUCUUUGUGUUUCAGAAAGAGAGGGCCCAGAAGAGAUCAGCUGAUGGAUCCAGUGCAGAAGAUGGUGAUGAUUCAGACAAAGAAGAUGGUGGUCCACCAGUGAAGAGAGAGAGAACAUCCUCCUUAACGCAGUUCCCACCGUCACAUUCUGUUUCCAAGAACAAUGUUUUCAUGCCAUCAAGUUUAUGUCAGUCGCCAUCUGGAAAUUCUGACUCUGAACCUGAAGAGAAGUCUUUUGGGUUCCGUCUGAAGCCCCCGAGGCUGAUCCACGGGCAGGCCCCCAGUGCAGGGGUCCCAAGCCAAAAGCCCAAGGAGCAGCAGCGCAGUGUGUUACGCCCCGCCGUCCUGCAGGCUCCGCAGCCCAAGUCCUUCAUCCUGUCCACAGUUCCAGACUCUAACAGCGGGACAAACGGAGUGAGUAAGUCCUCCGAGGGGCAGCUGACCUCGCGGAGCACCGCGGAGAGCUUGGAUGGCGUUUCAGAGGAGACGGCCAAAUCACAGGUGGAACAGAAUAGUGAACAUCUGGAAAUCAAAGAGAGCUGUUCUGUAGCAAGCGAAUCACAGUCGGGGGAGACUAACUACUUCUUACAGUACAUCAGCCCUCCCAGCUCAAAGAAGGUCUCUGACAAUGCCGAUUCAGGAUCAAAGUUUGUUUUUGGACAGAAUAUGUCUGAUCGUGUUCUGAGUCCCCCGAAGUGCAGUGAGUCGUCAGCAGAGGGCAGCAAAGAGCCCCAGGCUGCUCCGGGAUGCGAGACCACCUCAAAGGAUGCCACGCCUGAAAAAGCGAAUAGCGUCGCUGAGUCCUUGGAGGAGUCUGCGGCAGCCUACACCAAAGCCACCGCCAAGAAAUGCUUGUUGGAAAAGGUGGAAGUCAUCACUGGAGAGGAGUCUGAGAGCAACGUCCUGCAAAUUCAGUGCAAGUUAUUUGUGUUCGACAAGACUUCCCAGUCGUGGGUGGAAAGGGGCCGGGGUCUGCUCCGGCUCAAUGACAUGGCGUCCACCGACGUCGGGACCCUGCAGUCGAGAUUAGUAAUGCGGACCCAGGGAAGCCUGCGUCUGAUCCUCAACACGAAGCUGUGGGCCCAGAUGCAGAUCGAUAAAGCCAGUGAGAAAAGCAUCCGCAUCACCGCCAUGGACACUGAAGACCAGGGGGUCAAAGUCUUCCUCAUAUCGGCGAGUUCAAAGGACACUGGGCAACUGUACGCAGCCCUCCACCACCGCAUCCUGGCCCUGCGGAGCCGCGCCGAGCAGGAAGCCGAGACAAAGCCGCCCCCCCUGGAGACAGAGGUGCCCCCAUCCAACGAGGACGACAGUGACGAAGAUGACAUCGCCCCCGCGACCGGCUCCACCCCAGCCAGUGGCCCCCCAGAGGCUGGCGAGAGCUCAGAAGCCCCCACAGCCGGCAGCACAUAGCACCCCCUGUCUGCCUGCCAGGACACUGCGGCUGGCACGUUGCAGGCUCGGGCACCCAAGGGACUCCUCUCUCCAGUCCAGUCUUUUGGUGGUAGCCUCGAAGAGACGGUCCACGCCGGAUGUUUGACGGCUGAGCAGUUUAUUCUCUCUGCGUUCAUAGUAAACCAGGGUGAUUAUUUUUAUUUUUGUUUACUGAAAUCUCAGACCCCCUCCCCCUUCCCAGCAUUGGUUGAGGACUUUGCAUACUCAUCAUAUUGAUGAGCUAGAGGGUGCCCUGUAGAUGGAUUUGGGUCCCCCCACCCCUGCCCUGUGUGAGGUUAUGCACAUUUUAAGACUUGUUCCUGUUUAUGAUAUCAGAUCGCAUUAUUUGGCAGGAGAACAGAGACGUGGGACUUGCAGCAUGACUCAAAAUCAUCACCUGCCACAAUUUUGUUGUAAACUUACUUUGUAAUUUGCAUAUUAUCAUUCAUUGAAUGACCUCUGUUACAUGGUUACAUGGUUAUUUCUAACAUUGCGUAUUCCCUAGCUAUACUGCUUAGUCACUUUUUGGCAACUGGUUUAAUUUCACCCUGUUAAAAAAAUUAGGACAAAUAAAACUUGUUUAACACGUUUUUUCCAGUUGGUCUAUGCACAAAGGGUCAAAACACCAAUUUCAUUAUGAAAAUGUUACACUGUGUCCAGUAUCUGGCGUGCUGACGCUCGUCAUCUGAUUUGGUGUCUGCUUGCGUAUUGUGUGCUCUUUGAAAUUUGUACAUUUGAUCACCAGUUUGGAAUUGGUGUCAAUUUUUUGUGAAUAUUUGCCCAAUUCUUUAGGACAUUUUCAAUCUUUUGCAACAUUAAAUGUUCUGUGUUUAGUACAUUUCAUUUAGUAUUCAAUUUUUAUUUUUUUUAUUAUACAAUGGUCAUCUAUCACUUCCACAGGUGAUGUCUGAUACACGUGUUGCUGCUUGUGUUUUAAAGCUUUUUUUGAAAAUCCACUUGCAGGGGUGUGAGGUUCUCUGCUCAAAAUGGGGUUGGACGUCACAUUCAGCAGGUAAUACAGUACCUACCCUCUCACUAAAGCGUAAACUGCAUUCAGAGGCUUCGCUGCUGCUGCCUCUCAUUGAUUUGUGCAUCGCGUAAUGAUCCACUGUGGUGGCGAGAUUCAAGCUGAUUGGAGAAAGUGCUCUGUGAUUCCUGAGUAAACUGUUCGAACAACUUAAUGGACCUCGUAAUAACUUCCGCUUAUGUAACUCUAGCUUUUGUCUGAUUAGGCAGCAUUUCUGGAGCGUCCCUUAACAUUUUUGCUGUUGAUGCUGUGAGCGCCGUGGUGACGGAUGUUGUCAGCAGGGGGCGCAAUGGGCCAGAACAAACCCAGGACACGCACAUAGGUCUGGAGUUGCACACGUAUAUGCUGAGACAUGCUAUUAAAGCACUCCUUAAGGAGGUGACACUUGUCUGCACCAGGUUUUGGACUGGGAGAGAUCCUCUUGGAAUACUAAGUUAUUCAGAUUAUGGCAUCGCACAACAAGUGAGCAGCCUGCAGGUCACAGUCAUUGCAAUAAUUGUUUUGCUCUUCGCCACCUUCAUGUCGGGCAAAUGCAUUUCUAAAUAAGGUUUAGGACUGGGUUCUAUUUUCAGAUCAGAUUAUGCAUUUUUCUUUUUAUAAUUCAAAGAUUUUGUUUUGCGUGUGUUUCCAAAGAAUUUGACUACUGGCACCUUAUUUCAAAGCUUGCUUUGGGUUCGGCCAAUAAUCCCUUUUUCGCCUAUGUUACAUAUUGAACACCAGGUGGCGCUGUACAUACAUGAGGGCAAGAUAAGUCACCAGUCCGUUCAUGGCAAAAAUACCCCUAUUGUAAGAUAAAUGGUAAAUCAUGUAAAUGCCCUUGUUUUGAACAUUUUUUUUCAAGUUUAAAAUUGGUUGAUAUCAAAAUGUUUAUGUGCUCCUUUUCUUGUGUGGUAGCAGGCGUUUUGAUGUGAAAAUAUGUAUUUUAACUUAAAGGGACAAUACAAAGUAGAAGUACCGAUGGAGAUGUGUAAAAAUUCCUUGUGUAUAUUCUUGAACAGGCAGCCUUAUAGUGUAAAGGGGUAAUUCCUUCUCAUUUUGUACUGUUCACUGCAGUUCGUAGGUGUCACCGGUUUUCGUGCUUAACUCUUGUUUUAUAUUAUGCUUAUGUAGCAAGAUACAAAGGAUGACUCCUCUGCACACAGGGCUCACAAAUGAAUGUGUCGUGUUUGUACAGUUUAAGGCAUUGUUUCCCAGUACUGUGGAAUUUUAAAAUAUAAAUGCAAUGGAAUUGGCUUUAACAGCUUUUUUUUUUUAAAGUCCUUUUUUUCCUGUCCUGUUUACAUUUGACUUGGGCUGUUUACUGCAAAUGGGAAUAAGCAGUGUGAAAGUUUAUUCCAACACGUCGGAAAGGUUCUUUUUCUGCUAUAAUACUAGUGAAAUACAAAACGCUGCUGGUUUUUUGUAGGAAUCCCUCUGGUUUUGCGUUUGCACACAGAUCCUCCCUGUUACUAUUUAACACUUAAUCAUUUUAGAUAAAAAUCAUUGGCCCAUUUUGUGGUGUUAAUUGUAGAAUUUUCAUGAGAUUUUUAAAAAAAACUUUAUUUCUCCUUCCUCCAUUGAACCUUCAUUACAUUUUAAUGGUAUCCGUCUAAACUUAUUCGUCAUUUUGACCUUAAGAGCAUAAACCAGUGUGUUAUACGCACAGCUUGUUAUAGUUGCUGUGUUAUUCAACAUAGUUUCUUUGCCUUUCUUAAUAUUUUAAAUAGCAGAUUUCCACACCCUGACACAUUUCAGCGUUCCGGACCCCCUGCCUCCGAGUCUCAGGCAUGUGAGGGUGAAUCCCAGGCCGUGUAGGUUUGAGUGUCGAGGUGCUUUUACGUUCGUUUGAGCAGCUUGUGUUCAGACUCUCUCCAGCUUACAUAUGAAUAUUUUAAUCUUCUCCCUGCUGGAUUCAUUUCAGUGCAAAGUUGGGUUAUAACAAGCAAUGCAGAAGUAUGAGUCUGUUUUCAACAUACUGUAGGUAAAAUGUUGACGGUAUUGAAUUUGGGCAUUAAACUGGAAUUACGAGAUGUAAACACGCAAAGCUACACAACUAACUGAAUUGUGUGUGUCUGUGUAUAUAAAAUAUAUAUCACACACACAUUUUACGGUUGUAUCAUUGCUCUUAUGAGCUUAUAUCUUAUUAAAGGUAAAUCUUUCCUCUGACAUCCAAAAGACAGACCUGCAAAUGGUAAUUUGUGACCUUUUACUCAAACUUUAAACCGUGAUGAUUUAUUAGUACUUUUCCUGCCUAAAGUUACUCAGAGCAGUAAGGUUUUUGGUUUUUCUUCUGGAGGUGUAAAGUAAUUUUGAGCGAGGAAUGGGAAUUUGACUGGCCACAAAAUCAGAAUUCAUUUUUGAGCCCUGUUAUCAACUGUCCAGACUAACUUCACAUGCUUUCAGCUUCAGUAAAAACAAAUUUCUAAUCUGAGACUAUCACUUGUGUUUUAAAAUGGUUUAUGUGAAACUGUCCUAUCAAAAUGUAUUUGAUUACAUUAAAACUUUUAACAAAA
Paramormyrops kingsleyae is the source of this 5148-nucleotide messenger RNA. The record is from RefSeq and is a predicted model, not a curated record. Lineage: Eukaryota; Metazoa; Chordata; Actinopteri; Osteoglossiformes; Mormyridae.